Molecule: messenger RNA, 4687 nt
Organism: Rhincodon typus (whale shark)
Lineage: Eukaryota; Metazoa; Chordata; Chondrichthyes; Orectolobiformes; Rhincodontidae
Product: ELKS/Rab6-interacting/CAST family member 1-like
Exons: 19
Coding region: 346-3711 (1121 amino acids)
Biological process (GO): regulation of synaptic plasticity; neuromuscular synaptic transmission; maintenance of presynaptic active zone structure
Cellular component (GO): cytoskeleton of presynaptic active zone
Molecular function (GO): structural constituent of presynaptic active zone
Source: RefSeq, a predicted model, not a curated record
GACUCGCAAGGCAGGCUGGGAAACGAAGCCUGCGCGUGUGUGUUGAUGGGGGUGCACAGAAAUUGACGUGGUGUUUGUAGGAGGGUUCGUGUCAGUGGAAAUCUCUGUAAAACUGGUAUUAAGAGAAAGAGGUACUGGCGGUACAAAAAAGGUCCGAAAUAUCUAGAUCAAACACCAUCUAAACAUCUGAUGGGGAUUGCGUUAGUGACAGAUGAGACUUCAGUGGCCUGGAUGUAUUAUUAAGUGUAAAUAAAAUAUACUGAAUUUGACAAACUAGCGAACAUAAACCCAUAAAAAUAAAGGAAUAUUUUCAUUUCAUUUCGGACGGCUGAAUUCUGUUCAACCAUGCAUGGAAGUUCUCGGUCAGUGGGUAAAGUAGAGCAAAGUAACCAGAGCCCUGGACGCUCACCGAGGUUGCCACGAUCACCACGUUUGGGUCACCGUCGAACAAACAGCACUGGGGGCGGUUCUAGUACCAGCAUUGGUGGUGGUAGUGGGAAAACCCUGUCUAUGGAGAACAUACAGUCGUUGAAUGCUGCAUAUGCUACGUCUGGCCCUAUGUACCUAAGUGACCAUGACCAUGUUGGUACAGAUUCCUCUAAAGCAACAAUGACAUUGGGUAGAGCUUCUGGACGUUCACCUUUUGGUGUUAGGAUGACCACCAUGGGAAGUAGCCCUAACAUUGCCACUACUAGUGUGGCCAGUGAUAGUAUAGCUUUUGGAGAACAGCUUUUGCCAACAGUAAGCCUGGCAUCUACUGUACCACACUCAUUGCGGCAAGCUAGGGAUAAUACCAUUAUGGAUUUGCAGUCACAGUUGAAGGAGGUCCUUCGUGAGAACGAUGUGCUUCGCAAAGAGGUUGAUGUAAAAGAAAGUAAGCUCAGCUCCUCAAUGAACAGCAUCAAAACUUUCUGGAGUCCGGAGCUGAAGAAGGAACGAGCACUCCGGAAAGAUGAGGUGGCUAAGAUGACUAUUUGGAAGGAACAGUUUCGGGUUGUCCAGGAUGAAAAUCAGCACCUUCAAAUGACAAUUCAGGCUUUGCAGGAUGAGCUCCGAAUUCAGCGAGAUUUGAACCAACUCUUUCAGCAGGACAAUAGCAGCAGAACAAGUGAGCCAUUUAUUGCUGAGCUGACAGAGGAAAAUUUCCACCACCUUCACACUGAACAUGAACGUCAGGCCAAAGAACUAUUCCUAUUGCGCAAGACUCUGGAGGAGAUGGAGCUGCGUAUUGAGACACAGAAACAAACACUCAGUGCCCGUGAUGAAUCUAUCAAGAAACUGCUGGAGAUGCUUCAGAGCAAAGGACUGUCCUCAAAGGUAAUGGAAGAAGACCAUGAGCGAAUACGCCGACUAGCUGAAGCAGAAAUGCUUGUGAACCAGUUAGAAAACAUAGUUGAACAAAAAGAAAAAGAAAAUAAUCAGCUGAGAGAGGAUAUUCAGCGGAGAAUUGAAGUGGCUCCAGAAUCAGCUAAGACAAAAGCACUGCAAACUGUUAUUGAAAUGAAGGAUAGUAAAAUCACAUCACUGGAGCGGAACAUUCGAGACCUUGAGGAUGAAAUACAGAUGCUUAAGUCAAAUGGAGCUCUGAGCAUUGAGGAGAGAGAGGAAGAGUUGAAACAGAUGGAAGUUUACAGGAGCCAUUCCAAGUUUAUGAAGAAUAAGGUAGAACAACUGAAAGAAGAGUUAAAUUCCAAAGAAUUCCAGGCUGAAGAGCUAAGAAAGAAAGUGACUGUUCUCCAGUUCGAGGUCUCUGCUAUUGAUCAAGUGAAACAGGAGCUUUCCAGAAAGGAAACGGACCUCCUUGCCUUGCAGACAAAACUUGAAAUGCUGACAAACCAAUUUUCAGAUAGCCAACAACAUGUGGAAGUGCUCAAAGAGUCGCUUACAGCAAAGGAACAGAGAGCUGCCAUUCUGCAGACAGAGGUCGAUGCACUGCGUCUGCGGCUGGAAGAGAAGGAGAGUACAUUAAAUAAAAAGUCAAAACAGAUGCAGGAAAUGGCUGAAGAGAAAGGAAUUUUAGCUGGAGAGAUCCGUGAUCUGAAGGACAUGAUGGAAGUCAAAGAGCGAAAAGUCAAUGUCUUACAAAAGAAAAUUGAGAACCUGCAGGAACAACUAAAGGAUAAAGAGAAGCAGAUGACCAGUCUGAAAGAACGUGUAAAAUCACUGCAGGCCGACACCACCAAUACAGAUACUGCCCUGACUACGCUAGAGGAGGCUCUUGCAGAGAAAGAGAAGAUAAUUGAGCAGCUUAAAGAUCAAAGAGAAAAAGAUGAACGAGAAAAGCAGGAAGAAAUUGAUAGUUACAAAGAGGAGUUAAAAGAAGUUAAGGAACGGAUCAGUGGUCUCCAAGGCGAUGUCUCAGAGAAGGAGGCUGUGCUACUGGACCUCAAAGAACAUGCCUCAUCUUUGGCAUCAUCUGGACUGAAGAAGGAUUCCAAGUUGAAAGCACUGGAGAUAGCUCUUGAACAGAAGAAGGAGGAAUGUUCUAAACUAGAAGUGCAACUACGGAAGUCUUUCGAAGCUACAACAGAAGCACGAGCCAGUACAAACCUCAAUGAACGCAUCGAACAACUGGAGAAGGUGGUGGCACAGUAUAAGGAUGAAGCUAACAAAGCUCAAGCAGAAGUGGACAGACUGCUUGAAAUCUUAAAGGAAAUGGAAAGCGAAAAGAACGAUAAAGAUAAAAGGAUAGCAGAAUUGGAGAAACAGAUGAAGGAACAAAGUAAGAAGUUGGCCAACCUGAAACACAAAGAACAGGUGGAGAAGAAAAGAAAUGCCCAGUUGCUGGAGGAGGCACGCCGAAGAGAGGACAAUUUAGCUGAUGACUCCCAUCAGCUCCAGGAUUCUUUACGACAAAAAGAUGACCGGAUUGAGGAAUUAGAAGAGGCUUUAAGGGAGAGUGUACAGAUAACAGCAGAACGUGAAAUGGUAUUAGCACAAGAAGAAGCUGCCAGAAACAAUUCUGAGAAACAGGUGCAAGAGUUAAUGGCAGCUAUGGAGAAAGUGAAACUAGAAUUGGAGCUGAUGAAUGCCAAGCUAUCCUCUACCCAGCAGUCCCUGGCAGAAAAGGAAGCCCACCUCAGUAACCUGCGUGCUGAGAGGAGGAAACACCUAGAGGAAGUGCUUGAAAUGAAGCAAGAAGCACUGCUGGCAGCCAUCAGUGAAAAAGAUGCUAACAUUGCUCUACUGGAACUCUCUUCAUCCAAGAAGAAGAAGACACAGGAGGAGGUAGCAUCACUAAAGAGGGAGAAAGAUAGAUUGGUACAGCAACUCAAACAGCAGACUCAGAACAGAAUGAAAUUAAUGGCAGAUAAUUAUGAGGAGGACCACCUGAAAUCCUCAGCGCAUUCAGACCCGAUGAACCAUAAACUCUCCCCGGAACAGAUCAUCCAGUCACUAUUAGAACUGAACCAGAACCGCAGUAAACUGAAGCUGUACAUAAGACACCUCACAUCUCUGUGUCAGGACCGUGACUCUCAGAUUCUUCAAGGAUUGACACCACCCCCAGCGUAUGGAAUUGACAACAACAGGGCGAUGUGGGAGGAAGAGUUGCAGAAGAUGAGCUCAGAGCAGUUAAAUGCUGAGCUGGAACAGUGUGAAAAAGAAAGUUCAGAACUUCAAGACUAUGCCAACACCAUCUUACAGCAGAUUGCGGACCACUGCCCUGACAUCCUUGAACUGGUAGUCAACGCCUUAGAAGAAUCUUCGUGAGACUCUGUGCCUGGACAUCAGAGCUGAGCUAAGAAAUGAGCAAUGUUGCUGCAGUUUUUAAAAAAAAAAAAUGUUUUUUUCUUUCUUUACAAUAUAUUAGUUACGUGACAUUGACAACACUCACUGCAGUAAACUGUCUAUGCAAACUUUGGUUUAAAAAAAAAGGAUACUGCACCAAGUUUCAGUUUUCUCUGUUGAACCCUAUAGAUCCUAAAAUGAUCAAAAGCCCCCAAAGUUGCAAAUCCAAAAGGAGUUAUGAGUAUAUUGGAAUAUUUUAACUCUGAGAAUCUCUUGUGCAUCAUAUUAUUGCUACUGAUUUUUUUUUAUCUGGCACACAAACUAGAACAUCCCCAGUUGUUCUCAAAUUGGUCAAACAGUACAUAUUAAAUCUUCCUUGAAGGUCGUCCAGUCCCAUUUCAAAUCUUGUUGUGCGUAGAUGAUACAGUCAUACAAUAUUUCAUACCUGUUUGAACCUUCAAGCAGCCAUUUUUUUAAAGCUGCAGAGGAAUAAACAGAAAAUCUCAUUAAAACAACAAUAAUGGACUCAUCUUGUUGUAUGUCAGGGAAAUUGAGGAUUGUGAGCUAGUCAAAGAAUGGACCUAUGGUUUCAUCUUUCAAAUCAAAAUACAAAUUCUCAGUUAAGGGAUUGGAACUAACCUUUUCAAGCUUCAAAUUAUCAUGCCAGUCCUAAAUUCCUCACUAAGUUGUUGUCCAUGAUGACUUUUUACCAGAGGACCUAGACAUUUAAAUGAUAUUUGUGAACAUUUUCUGGGAUCUAAAGGGUUGAAGCUAUGCACAAACCUCCUCUCACAGGUGAAGACUAUCUAUAUACCUGUAAGAAUUCUGUAUGAUUUUGAUAUUGCUUACAUGAUACAUAACUUCAGAAAUUAAUCACUGUAAAUUUAUCAACAGACACUACAAGUUUGCUUUCUUAGAGUGGAACCUCCAUUGUCUACCUAAUAUGGGAUAAUAGAAA